Molecule: messenger RNA, 1731 nt
Organism: Procambarus clarkii (red swamp crayfish)
Lineage: Eukaryota; Metazoa; Arthropoda; Malacostraca; Decapoda; Cambaridae
Source: RefSeq, a predicted model, not a curated record
AUGUCGGGUCGUCCCCGCAUGUACACACUCAGGGGUCCCGGUUCGAACCUCCUGCAGGAGUCGGAGGAGGACCUACCUGCCCCUUACACCACCACGCCCGUCCCUAUCGUGGUGGAUGAGAGGGCGCCGCCCAUCAACGGCGCCUACUUCUUCAGGAUACAACAGGGUGACAACGUCGCCAGAUGGGAAGCAUCAGCGCCAUCUGGCCCAGAUGGUAACACCCUCACUACCGGACAUUACUCGUUCACCCACCCAGACGGGACGCCCCACGCCAUGACGUACACAGCGGGCGUGGGCGGGUUCCGGCCCGUCUCUGACCUGCUGCCUACCCCGCACCCACUCCAGCCCUGGCAUCUCAAACAGAUCAAAUUUGCCGAGGAACAGAAACGGCUGAAGACUCUGGGAAGCGUCGAAACAGCUGUGCCAGAAGAAACAGCUGUGACAGAAGAAACAGCUGCGACAGAAGAAACAGCUGUGACAGAAGAAACAGCUGCGACAGAAGAAACAGCUGUGACAGAAGAAACAGCUGCGACAGAAGAAACAGCUGUGACAGAAGAAACAGCUGCGACAGAAGAAACAGCUGUGCCAGAAGAAACAGCUGUGACAGAAGAAACAACAGCUGUGACAGAAGAAACAGCUGCGACAGAAGAAACAGCUGCGACAGAAGAAACAGCUGUGACAGAAGAAACAGCUGCGACAGAAGAAACAGCUGUGACAGAAGAAACAGCUGUGGCAGAAGAAACAGCUGUGACAGAAGAAACAGCUGUGACAGAAGAAACAGCUGUGCCAGAAGAAACAGCUGCGACAGAAGAAACAGCUGCACCAGAAGAAACAGCUGCGACAAAAGAAACAGCUGGGACAGAAGAAACAACAGCUGCGACAGAAGAAACAGCUGUGUCAGAAGAAACAACAGCUGCGACAGAAGAAACAGCUGCGACAGAAGAAACAGCUGGGACAGAAGAAACAGCUGUGACAGAAGAAACAGCUGCGACAGAAGAAACAACAGCUGCGACAGAAGAAACAACAGCUGCGACAGAAGAAACAGCUGCGACAGAAGAAACAGCUGCACCAGAAGAAACAUCUGCGCCAGAAGAAACAGCUGCGACAGAAGAAACAGCUGGGACAGAAGAAACAGCUGUGACAGAAGAAACAGCUGCGACAAAAGAAACAGCUGGGACAGAAGAAACAGCUGUGACAGAAGAAACAGCUGCGACAGAAGAAACAGCUGGGACAGAAGAAACAGCUGUGACAGAAGAAACAGCUGCGACAAAAGAAACAGCUGGGACAGAAGAAACAGCUGUGACAGAAGAAACAGCUGCGACAGAAGAAACAACAGCUGCGACAGAAGAAACAGCUGUGACAGAAGAAACAGCUGUGACAGAAGAAACAGCUGCGACAGAAGAAACAACUGGGACAGAAGAAACAGCUGUGACAGAAGAAACAGCUGCGACAGAAGAAACAACAGCUGCGACAGAAGAAACAACAGCUGCGACAGAAGAAACAGCUGUGACAGAAGAAACAGCUGUGACAGAAGAAACAGCUGUGACAGAAGAAACAGCUGCGACAGAAGAAACAGCUGUGACAGAAGAAACAGCUGCGACAGAAGAAACAACAGCUGCGACAGAAGAAACAACAGCUGCGACAGAAGAAACAGCUGCACCAGAAGAAACAGCUGCGACAGCUGCACAAGACGAACAAACCACAGUAGAUGAAAUACCAGCAUCAACGUGA